AUGGACUUGAAACAGAGCGAUCUUGAUGACUUGGCGACCAUCGAUCUCUCAGACAGUUUCAUCGAGGCGAACCUCGGCACCAGCAAACGCUUUGACGAGUGCAACUCUCGCACCACACUGCAGGAUGUAUGCGCCGCCUUUGUGCAGUCCUUCCUGGUGGAGAAGGGAGAGUGGAUCUCCUCGCUGCACGUCUCCCUGAAGGAGUGCCUGACGGUGCUGGAGGGGAUGGAGACGGUGCUGGAGAAGUUCAUUGAGCAACUUGAUCGAAUCCAGCAUGAUAUUGGCGAAGUGCGCGAGGCGCUGGCGAGAACGUCUAUUGAGCUAAACAACGCGCGGGUGACGGAGCGGGUCCUGUGGACCGCGAUCUCGCACCUCGUUGUACCGCCGGAGCUCGUGCAAAUCGUGACGCAGUCGAAUGAUGGGGAGCUGGGAAUGCUUUUUCAGCUGACGCUGCGUGAGCUACUCAAAUACUUGAACUACCGAAAAGGCACGUGGCAGCGGCAGCAGCCAGCCCAUUCGGAGUUCCGCGGAUCCGCUGCGUCACCUGCCACCCGUAGCGGUACCGCCCCCCAGAGCACCUCUCAAGAGCUGCGACUGCCGCUGACGGAGUUCACCAUCUACACGGAGCUGCUGAGUAUUCUGGACAGUCUCACCGUGUUUGCGUGCAUCAAGGUGCGCGACUAUCUCGCGCGCAAGCUGUAUGUGCUGACGGUGCCCAACACGAAUGUGUGCAUCCAGCAGGAGAACAGUCUCAAGCAGCACGCCGUCUUUGUCCACUUCCUGCGCUCCGCCCCGCCGUUGCUGCAGCACACCUUCGCGCGCGCCACGGAAGGCAAUCAUCAGCUAACGUUGGUGCCCUACCGUAUCACCCGUGCCAUCUACAACGAGUUCAAGCAGCAGUACUGCCUCAUCAUGUCCUCGCUGUACCUCCGCAAAUUUCAAGGCUACAUCCUAACCCUGAAUGCUAUGGAGUACAACACCGCGGCGAGCGCCUCCUUCGGCUCCGUGGGCAGCAACUUGCUGAGCGGCUUCACGAGGGUACAGCCAGCUGCGCCAGAGACCAUGUACACACUGCCAAGCUUGACAGCUAUGCGUAGUAAAGGAUCCCCUGGCGACGACAAGGUGUUCCAACUUGGCUCACGAGGCGAGAUCUUCGCUCGGGUCUUCGCGCCGCCGCUGAUCCCAACGCUCGAGAAGGCAGCUAGUCGCUGGCACUCGUACGAGGAGACGCUGCGUUCCGUGCUGCACCUGCUCAGCGACACAGUCACGCACGAGUACCUCUUCACGUUCGAGUUCUUCGCCGGCGAUACGUCCGUCCACGUUGACGUCUUCCAGCCGACGCUGCAGUUCAUUGUCGACUACGUCUCCGAGGCAGUGCUGCUGCAGUCCUCCGGAAGUGUGCGGCAACUGAUGAACCAGCACCCCCACGCAAGUGCGAACCAGCGCGCGAAGGAUGACACCUACGGCUUGCUGAUACUGAUUCGCCUCUGUCACGAGUACCGUUUUUACAUGAAGACGGUCCGCAAGCUGGCGUGCCUGGACACGUUCUUCGACUCACUUCUAGUUCUCUUGUGGCCCGCCUUCAAGCGCACAUUCGACACCCAACUCGUCGCACUCCGCUGCGCACAGGUUUCCUCGCUUGCGGCGGUCACGGGGCACAUGCGCUCGGUCGCGGAGCGCAUCGCAACGGUGCACCCACUUGUCCGAAAUUAUACGGCGCUCUCCUGCUCUCUGCUGGGCAUCGCUCUCGGGGCGGCGGUGGCGGAAGAGCGAAUGGCGACGGCCCAGUCUGAACAGGCGAAUCCGGCGCAGCAGUCGGACAGGCCGUCCUCAACAACGUCAUCCUCGUCGUCGUCUUCUGCAGGGCACCUCACAAAUGCAGGCAACAGUGGUGGUGGUCGUCGUAGCAGCCCGCGACCAGCACCCCCACGCAACUCAUCUAGUCUGGACGUGAGUCGCAACAUGGUCGCCGGCCUCAUGGGCAAUGCCGCUUCGCGUGCCUGGGACGAUCCAGAGCACGCAGAGUUGCGUCGGCUGGCGGUGCAGAUGAUGGCGGCGGAGGAUGAGGAGGACGCGGCGGAGAGUCAGAGCCGUUUCGUCGCGCUUGUCGGCAAUAUUGACUUUUUGCGUGUGCAGGUGAUUCACUAUGCCGAGGAGAUCGUCAAGCACAUCCUCGCGCACGCUGGCUUGGCGGCCUCGUCGCAGUCUGUUGGGGGCGGCGGCGAUGCUGCGGUGAUGCGCGACGCGUACGUGGUGAACCAACUCCACUACAUGUUGACUGCCGCGCAGUGCGCCGUCUUCCCUGGCGAGGAACAGCGCGGCGUCACGUUGGCAGACCGCUUCGACUUCAGCCAGCUACGCAACAUGUACAACACGUACCGCACCCGUUUGCUUGAGGAGCUGCUGGACAUGCGCUUUUACGACUUCUUCAACGUUGCGCGAAGUGAGGAGGAGGUGCCGCCGCCCGUGCUCCUCCGCAUCGCGGACCACUUCCUGCUCUCCUGGAAGCCGGCGCUCGAUGCACUGCGGACGCAAGUGAUGUCUCUUAUGUACGACGCGCAGCUGGCGAACGAGGUGAUCGCGCAGGCUUGCAUGGAGUGCCUUGUGUGCAACACGCGCUUUCUCAAGAUCAUCUCCGCUGCAGUGGAGUCGCAUCCGCCGGCAUUCGCGCGGAGACCUAUCCGCACGUUGAUUGUGUCGAACCAACACAUCCUUCUGCACAUGCGGAACUACUCGAUGCACAUGGACUCCUCCAGCCUGCAGUGA
Molecule: messenger RNA, 2766 nt
Organism: Leishmania mexicana MHOM/GT/2001/U1103
Lineage: Eukaryota; Euglenozoa; Kinetoplastea; Trypanosomatida; Trypanosomatidae
Exons: 1
Coding region: 1-2766 (921 amino acids)
Biological process (GO): retrograde transport, endosome to Golgi; endocytic recycling; Golgi to vacuole transport
Cellular component (GO): GARP complex
Molecular function (GO): syntaxin binding
Source: RefSeq, a predicted model, not a curated record